Andrographis paniculata is the source of this 1665-nucleotide messenger RNA. Its product is annotated as metacaspase-3-like. The record is from RefSeq and is a predicted model, not a curated record. Bases 315 to 1418 code for a protein of 367 amino acids. Gene Ontology annotation, molecular function: cysteine-type endopeptidase activity. Gene Ontology annotation, biological process: proteolysis. NCBI's taxonomy places the organism in Eukaryota, Viridiplantae, Streptophyta, Magnoliopsida, Lamiales, Acanthaceae. The transcript is spliced from 5 exons.
AUCAAAUGGUAGCUAAAUUCAUCUAUCUUGGUCAAAUAUUAGACUUCCCUAAUUCACUACAAAGUAUCGUCCUUAUCAACACUUAGUGACUCCAUACUACAAAGUAUUGUUCUUUCACCGAGAAGAUUAUUAAUUCAACCAACAUAUGAAAAAAAAUGAGAGUAAACAGAAUCCAAUUCUCCAGCACCACUCUUUCCAUGGAAUAACAACACAGUUUCGAAACUGUGACAGAUACAUAUUCUUGCGCAAAAGACUAAGAUUGUGUUAAUAUAAAUUCUUAUGUCGGCACUCAAAUCAAACGAAUUAGAUGAAAAAUGGAAGCUAGGAGACGAACCUGCAACUGGUGUGGGGUUUCAUUUCCGGGGCCGAGCCUGUAUUGCCCUGCUUGCCACCGUUACACAUCAUCCCCGAGUGAUUUUGAAGGCUACUAUCAACAUGGAGGCAGAAGAAACGAUUAUCAUGGCUAUCUUCCAUAUGGAGUUAGCAGCAACAAUUAUGCAACAGGUUACACAGCAAACGGUUGGGUUUACCAGCCAAACAAUGCUGCUAGAGUUUAUCAAGUACCAUCAUGGUCAUAUACUAAUAGAACCACAGCAUCUGGGCCUAAACGAGCUGUUCUAUGCGGAAUUACCUACAAAGGCCACCGCCAGAGCCUCGAUGGAAGUAUCAAUGAUGUGUUGUCCAUGAAAAAGCUGUUAAUGGAGAAGUUCGGGUUUCCAAGCGCCUCCAUUGUGGUGCUAACAGAGGAACAGGACUACCGCCAUAUUCCAACAAAGAAGAACAUCCGAACAGCCCUGAAUUGGCUCGUGCAAGGCUGCAAACCUGGGGACUCAUUGGUGUUCCACUACUCUGGGCAUGGAUCACAAGUGAGAGACCAUGAUGGAGAUGAGCUCGAUGGCUACGAUGAAUCCUUAUUGCCUGUUGACUAUGAAACCGAGGGCAGAAUUCUGGACGAUGAAAUUAAUGCCACCAUAGUUAGGCCACUUCCGAGAGGAGCAACACUGCAUUCCAUCAUAGACACUUGUUUCAGCGGAACCUUUCUCGACCUCCCAAAUGUUUGCAGGAUAAACAGGGAUGGAUAUUACAAAUGGGAGGAUCAAAGGGUUGCACAUUCUGCAUUCAAAGGUACCAGUGGAGGAUAUGCAAUCUGCAUCAGUGCCUGCGAUGAUCAUCAAAACUCGGGAGAUACCACGGCUUUUACGGGGAAGGCAACAGGAGCACUGACUCACAGCUUUGUACAAGCUGUGGAACAACAACCACGACUAACCUAUGGACAUCUACUCCUUGCAUUGUACAGACGUAUAAGUGCAGCUCGAGAAGAAUUAGGUCUCAGAAAUAAUUAUCCCCACUUAUCACAGGAACCUCAACUGUCAUCUUCUCACAAGUUUGAUAUUCACUCAAAGGCUUUCACAUUAUAAUCAUAGAGGCUGUCAUCUCCAAGGUUGAUUACCUGCUAAGAAUAAGAAAGCAAAGAGCAUACUUCUUCGCUAUUUCAAUUAAAACAUAUUCACUCCUCCACUUCCAUACGAAAAUCUAUGUUCAAUAAACCUUCAAGCCCACCUUGAUCGUAGCGUGUUCCAUUAUGAUGCACUAUAAUGAAGAUAUGAGAAUUGUUAACCAUCUUCUCCUAAACAUUUUCAAUAAAGGUUAAAUUCCUCGUUCACA